AUGACCAGCGUAAAUCGAAAAUUAAAAUCAACAAUGACUGAUAUUAAAAACAAGAGUUGGGCCGAUAUUUGUGACAGUUCGCAGUCCUCGCAAUCACAGGGAGAUGUUGACUCACCGUUGAAGAACGAUGAUGUAAGCGUGAAAGACGAAGACGAUUUGUACGAUAUGGUUUUUAAACCUAUCAAAAAGGAAGACGUUAAAGUUAACUCUCAAGAUGAUCUUAGUUUAACCUCUUUUAUGAACAAUGUACAUAUGGUGACACCGAUUAAACAAGAGUGCGAUGAUUCUUCUUUGUCCAACACAAACCUUAAUAUCAAUGAAGACACUAUUUGUAGCCCAUUCCCGAUAACUGAGUUCAUAAAAUCACCUUAUAUGAAGCCUGAACAACCGGACCAAAUUUCCAAAGAAGAAAUUCUUAAAAAAGAUUUAUUGCAUGCUAAAAGAAGAUUAACUUCUGAAUGCGAAUCUGUAGUUUCUGUAAUGCCUGAACAAGUUAAGAAAGUAACCAGAACUUCUAUAGAACAUAAAAAUGUACAUGAUUCUGUUAUAAAUCCUCCCAAGUAUGUAUAAUUUUAUUGAAAAUAAUAAAAUCAAACAAUAACAAAAAUAUAAAACAUAUUUAUGUCAUUAUCAUGCUAAAAAUUUAAAAAAACAUGUUUAAAUGAUUUACUUUAUCCACACAUAAUAUUUAUGGAAAAAGUGCCCAAAUGAUAACAUAAAUAGGGUUGAAGUCUGGCUCUUGGGUUUAAAAACAAAAUAUUGAAAAAUCAGUACCAUAUUUUCUCUUCCCCUCCUGUACUUGAUUAAUGUUAUGCAAUCAGAAUAUCCAUUUUUCAUUUUCCUGCAAUAAUAUGUGAGAUUUCCUUUCUCAGAAUUGUUUACACAGGUCUUAUGGCUGCUGCAGUAUGAUUUCAUUAUCAAUACAGCGGUGUCAAAAUAUCGAAAAACAAUAAAUAGAUUAAUGAUUUGUAUAGCCUUAAAUAUCAGUAAGUGGUUAAAAUUUUGAUUUUUGAAUUUUCCGACUACUUUUCGUGGUACUGUAUGGUUUUACAGCUGUAUGAUCACUGUUUUUAUUUACAAUUUUAUGUAAUAGUUUUAUAAUAAGUAGCAAAGAGACCAAUUAUGCAUUGUUUAUUACAUGAUACAUUAUGCAACUUUAUUUUAAUUUAAUAUUCUACAUUAUUUUAUGUAAUGUGAAACAUGAAUGUAUACAUUUUUUUUUUUGAACCCAAGAGCCAGACUUCAAUUGGCCACUAUUGUAGGUGAGAAGUUUGAAAGAUAAGAUAUAGAAUUAAACUUUAUGCAUAUUUGUACGCUACAAUUAAUCAUUGCUAAUAAAAAAUGAUUCUGAGUGGAGUUCGAUUAUACACAGUAUCAGCCUGGUCUAGGCAGCGAUCACUACCUGAACCCCUAUCCAUUUUUUUCUACCAUAGAUACACAGAGUACAUAGGUAUACAUUAUAAUUUAUAAAUAAUUUACACACCAAUAAACAAUUGGAUUUUUUUCAAAUAAACAAGUAAUAGUUGAUAAGAUAAAAUCUUGUAGUUUGGAAAAAUAUUGAUACCUAUAUAAUAACCUCAAACUUCUUCCACCAAAUAUCAACCGUCUGGCAAAGUACAAGUAUAAUAUGUUUCAACAAUAAUCAAAAAUGUUCGGAAAUAAACUGCCUGUUCUCAUAAUAUAGUGACGUAGAUUCCAUGCACUAUUCGAUUUUUACAUUUACGAUAAUUUUCAUAAUAUUAACACUUGUAUAGUAUAAUUUGUCUAAAAGGUAAUUCGACUGGGGAGGUACUUUAAAAAGGUCAUUUUUCGAUUUUCCCAAGAGUUUUCCCAGUAAAUGUGAAAAACCAAGAAAAAACAUAAGAAAAUUGGUACAACGUUAAACAAAUAUUAAAGAAAAUAUAUAAAGCCCAUUUAACUAUUUUAUUAUAAUAUGACAAAUUAGCAUAUGCUGACAAAGCAUCACUAUCAACUGAACUCCGCUCAGAAUCGUUUUUUUUCGUUAGCAAUGGUUUAUCGUUGCUUAGAUAUACAUUAAAUUACCAGUAGCACUAACUGCACUCUUCCCCAUUAUCCUAGGACGUCUUUUUAAUAUUUACUUUUAUACUAAAGUUAAUAUAUACAAAGGUGACAUUUAUUUUAAUUUGUAAUAAAUUACAAUUUGUAUUAACUCUUAAAAAAUAAAAAUUGAAGGGCCCUUAAAAAAAAUCCUGCCUAGUCCCUUCAAUAACCAGGCCGACACUGAUUAUACAUGUUUUGAAAGAUCGCAAUAUUUACAUCAAAAUUUAAUAUAUAUUUUAAAAAAAAUACUAUAUAUAUUUUUUUUUUUUACUUCAAAGUACGACUUAUAAUGAAUCACCUGUUCAAUUUUCAUUUAAUUCUGUAACUUCUAACAAUUUUAUCCAUUGCAAAUAAAAAUUACGGGAACUAUUUUAGUUUAGCUCCCAUACAAUUUUUGGUUUUUUUUCAAAAUGUGUAUUUUUGCGUGUAAUUUUUUUUCCCCUCAAAAGGUUUUAAAAUGCUUAAUCCAUUGGUAUAAUCAAAACUUUACUAUUAUACUUACUUUUAUAGUUUUUAUCUUAACGCAUUAUAGUAUCAUCAAGUAAAUCUAUACAAUGCUAUUUCAUUAAGUUAUAAUUCAUAUUAUUGUUAUAGAACUAAAUUGGGCCUUGAAACAGAUCCGUUAGUUUUACAAAGAAGACAAAAACAAAUUGAUUUUGGUAAAAAUACCAUAGGAUAUGAAAAGUAUCUAGAAGAGAUUCCUAAGUAUGAUUAUUUGUCUUCUAUAAAUGAAAUAUAUUUUUUAUUAUAAGUUAUAAUUUUUUAGAAAUGAACGUCGAAAAGAGCAUCCUAAAACUCCUCCAAAAAAUUUAAAGUACACUCGUAGAGCAUGGGAUGGAUUAGUCAAAAGCUGGCGUGUUAAGUUACAUUGUUGGGAUCCUGAAAAUAAAACUGAAGAUGAUGAUGCCUUGACUACAUGCUCCAGCUCAAAUUUGUACUCAUGCGUUAUUAUUAUUAAUUUAUUUUGCAUGUAUUUCAAUAUUAGUUUCAUAUUUACGUUGACAUGUUUGUUUUAAAAUAAAGGCAUGGAUCAAUGACAAGUCUAGAUUCAAAUUCUCAAGCAUCUGAUUCAAGACCAUUAACACCACUGUCUACUAAAACAUUGUCUGAAACUGUAUCACAGGUGAAUCAUGAAGCAGUUUCUUCUCAUGAUCCAAUUGAGAUUGAAAACAUAAAAACAGAGACUUGA
This is a messenger RNA of Cinara cedri, 3250 nucleotides long. The record is from the annotation of a GenBank genome assembly. Lineage: Eukaryota; Metazoa; Arthropoda; Insecta; Hemiptera; Aphididae.